AUGGCCGGCAUUUCUCCCGAUGAGCUGAAGUAUAUGGAGGAGCAUGCCAGUGAUUCAAAGGUUGGGAACAUUAUUGCCAGUGUGAUUUCUUGCGGUUGUAUUGCCUAUUUCGCGGUUGGCCUCCGUUUCUAUGCUCGAAAUAUGGUGAAAUUCGGCGUUGGCCUUGAUGAUUUGGCCAUUCUCGCAGCUUUGAUAGUUUUCACUGGUUUCUUCAUUGGUUUCGCUUUAGGAACUCAAUGGGGGCUUGGCAAGCAUGCGAUUAGGGUUACAAAUGGAGAGUCUCUCGCAAAAUCGAAUAUCAGCGACGAAGUUACAUAUACCGUUGCGAUCGCCUUUGUGAAAUACUCCAUCUUGCUUUUGUACAGUCGCAUUUUCCCGAGCAAAGGGCUUCGAAUCGCCAUUAUCACCACGGCUGUUUUCAUUACCGCUUGGGCCUGUUCAUCCAUUUUCGGCAGUAUUUUUCAAUGUGUCCCUAUACGCUCACAAUGGGACCCCAGCGUUCAAGGGAAAUGUAUCAAUUACGGCAACUUCGUCUUAGCCAUCGGAAUCAUAAACAUCAUAUCCGAUUUCGUCAUACUGGUCCUACCAAUCCCUGUGAUUUGGUCUCUUAACAUGAAAAAGACUAAAAAGCUUCUAACGAUCUUUACACUGGUGGCUGGUUCAUUCGCAUGUGUCGUCAGUAUUGUUCGGCUGGCCUAUGCACAAUCAGUGGGAAGCACUGUUGAUGCUAGUUGGGAUGAUGUUGGUGGCGGAAUUCUCUCCUGUGUUGAGAUCUGUAUCGGCAUUUUAGCUGCAUGUGUCCCAACCUACCGGCCAAUCCUGAACCGAUUCACCAGGAGUCGAGACUACGGGAGUCACAGUAGAACGGGGGGUAUUGUUCAGACGACAGAUAUUCAUAUGCAUUCAGUCAGUCGCUCUGCUUUCAAGGAAGAUACAGAUAACAUUGCAUAUGUGAAUUCGGGUCCUAAGAGCUUUGGUGUCAAGCUAAGUGACACAAGCUCUGACAAAGAGAGACUAUACACAAUGCUCCCGGAAUAG
Messenger RNA from Talaromyces proteolyticus, 1038 nucleotides. RefSeq lists its product as uncharacterized. The coding region runs from base 1 to 1038 and encodes 345 amino acids. The transcript is spliced from 5 exons. Lineage: Eukaryota; Fungi; Ascomycota; Eurotiomycetes; Eurotiales; Trichocomaceae. The record is from RefSeq and is a predicted model, not a curated record.